AUGGAGGAGCUGAGGACGAAUUUUGAUGAGGGCGUGGAUGACGACGACGACGACGACGAGCCCAAGAAGCCCGUCAAGAAGAAGUGCACCCGGGCCAACUAUCCCAGAGAACUGAGGAGAAUGGCCCUCGAUGAGAUCCUCGUGGCCGACGGCUUGGGAUAUCGCCAUAACGGUACCUUCAAACCCUCAGUUUACAUCCGGGCCGCCGAUAAGGUUAGCGAGAAGUUCCCUAACUUCGAGAUUACGACCAAGAACGUGAAGUCUAUCGUCGAGGCGUACAAGAAGAAGUAUCGUGUCUAUCAGCGCUUGGGUCGUCUGUCUGGGAUCGGUAUUCGGAUCGACGCGACUGGGCAGCAGUACAUCUUGGACAACGACGUUUGGGACAAGCUGAUCAAGAAAAACCGUGAGUACGGUCAAUUCAAGGGCCGUCCUUUCCCGGAAGCAGGGGUGUGUGAGCGGCUCUGGGGUGACGUGCCCACCGCCACUGGCCAACUUGCGAGCUCCAGUGCCAACCCCGCCAAGCGCAAGGACAAGGAUGGUGAUGGUGAUGGUGCUGGCGACGGCGACGAGGACGACGAGGACGGCGACGAGGAUGGCGAUGGUGACGGUCCGUCUGCUAAGAAGCAGAAGGUUAAGGAGACCCCCCGCAGAGAGGCACUGCAUGCCCUGGCCGGCAUCUCCAAGAGCCUGGAAAUCCAAGCUCUAGCCUCUCAAACCUUGGCGGAAAGUCGUGUCAAGCGCGACGCCUUCGAGCAGGAGAGAUUCAAGGAGGGGCAAAAGCUCUAUGAUCAACGCCGUCUUGGACCAAGGACCAGCAAGUUGCCUACCAGACCUACCCUCGUCUCGCCCUCUCGAAACCAUACUUUCUUCGCCUACCUCGGCCUCUCCACCCUGACCUUUUCCAUCGAGGAAAGGACGUCCCUUCAUUUCAUGAUGACACUGGGGCUUCGGCCCAGGACAUCGGCGCUCCAGACCCCAACCACCAACUCUUCCAACAUUCCUAGCGAUCAAGUCAACAACCACGUCGCCAAGCCGAGAAGGUCAACUGCCAAAAAGGCUAGCUACGUAGAGCCUCAGACGACCACGGAUAAGGACGAGUCGGCUGCGUCUGUCGACUACGACGCCUUGGAUGACUCUCCCACCGACCACCUGGCUAAGAAGACGCGCACCACUCCCAUCAACCAGCGCUGCAGCCGCAACAAGCAAAUCAAGACUGCUUCUCGAAAGCGGCAUCUUCAGCAUUCCAUCACUCCAUCUGGGGUGGUGGCUGAAGAUGCUCGACGUCAAGUCCCCAGCGACCCAUCAAGCUCGGCGACCAGCGAGCGAGGACAUCAGCGCUCCAGAUGA
This is a messenger RNA of Neurospora tetraspora, 1347 nucleotides long. RefSeq lists its product as uncharacterized. NCBI's taxonomy places the organism in Eukaryota, Fungi, Ascomycota, Sordariomycetes, Sordariales, Sordariaceae. The record is from RefSeq and is a predicted model, not a curated record. The transcript has 4 exons. Bases 1 to 1347 code for a protein of 448 amino acids.